Molecule: messenger RNA, 1209 nt
Organism: Angiostrongylus costaricensis
Lineage: Eukaryota; Metazoa; Nematoda; Chromadorea; Rhabditida; Metastrongylidae
Source: the annotation of a GenBank genome assembly
ACAGUGCUUCUUUUGCAAGUCGGAAGUAUCUUGGUUCAGGACCCGCGUGUUGUGGACGCCAUGAUUCCUUAUAUGGUGAAUGACUAUGGGAACGCGCAUUCUCGUACGCAUGCGUUUGGCUGGAAAGCAGAAGCGGCCGUGGAGAAGGCUCGUGCACAAGUGGCAGCUCUCAUAAAUGCAGAUCCUCGAGAGGUCGUUUUUACAUCCGGUGCAACCGAAUCUAACAAUAUUGCUAUCAAAGGAGUUUCGAAAUUCCAACAUCACACAGGGAAAAACCACAUUAUCACUGUGCAGACGGAGCAUAAAUGCGUGUUAGAUUCUUGUCGUUCAUUGGAGGCGGAAGGUUUUUACGUUACUUACCUCCCGGUAGACCAAAGAGGUCGUGUCGAUCUGAAGAAGCUUGAGGAUGCCAUCAAUCCUCAGACGUGCCUAGUUUCUGUAAUGACAGUAAACAAUGAGAUUGGGGUGAUUCAGCCAAUCAAAGAGAUAGGGGAUAUCUGCAGAGAGAAAAAGGUGACAUUCCACACAGAUGCGGCUCAAGCGCUUGGCAAAGUGCCUAUCGAUGUCAAUGCCCUCAAGGUAGAUCUUAUGUCAAUUUCUGGACACAAGAUCUAUGGUCCGAAAGGUAUCGGUGCGUUGUACGUUCGCCGACGGCCUCGUGUGCGUUUGGAGGCCCAAAUGAGUGGUGGUGGUCAAGAACGUGGCAUGAGAUCGGGAACGCUUCCAACAGCACUUUGUGUUGGCUUAGGUGAAGCAUGCCGUAUCGCUAGCAAGGAAAUGGAGAUGGAUGCUGCUCAUGUUACAAGACUUUCAAACAUGCUUCUUGAUGGCAUACAAUCAAAGCUGAGUGAAAUAAUUCGAAACGGCGAUCCUGAUCAUGCCUACCCUGGAUGUGUUAAUCUUUCCUUUGCGUACGUCGAAGGAGAGUCGUUAUUAAUGGCUUUGAAAAGCGUGGCGUUGUCAUCUGGUAGCGCCUGCACAUCUGCAUCAUUGGAGCCGUCGUAUGUUUUGCGUGCCAUCGGUGCAGAAGAAGAUUUAGCACACUCAUCGAUUCGCUUCGGUAUCGGUCGUUUCACUACAGAGAAAGAGGUACAGCACACGAUCGAUUUAUGCGUUAAGGAAGUGGAGCGCUUGCGUGAGCUCAGUCCACUUUGGGAAAUGGUCCAAGAAGGAAUUGAUUUAAAGAGUAUUCAGUGGACACAACACUAG